AUGUGCUCAAUGUGUUUCUGCCCGACAUGUCCACCUAUAUUACCCUGCGGGACGGGUCCUUGUACAUUUUCUUGUCCACCACCAGCGCCUUGCUGCCAAGCUUGCUGCCCUCCUCCUGUACCCUGCACCCCAUGUCCACCCUGUAUUUGUAAACCAAACUUUAGACCACCACCGGCUCCUGUUUUGCCUGAUUAUGUACCACCUAUCGUUCCUAUAUUUCCUUGUUGCAAGCCCCGCAGAGCGCCACCUUGCGACCCACCUCCAUAUCCUCCACCAAAGCCUGUGUGUUGUCCACCGGUUUUGCCAUGUUGCCCUCCCCCAGAACCCUGUGAUCCCCCACCAGUCUGUCCAUGCGUUGAACCCAUAAAUUGCUAUCAGCCAGUAUUGCCUUGCUGUAACCCUCAAUGUCCACCACCAAUUCUUCCCAAACAACGUCCUAUAUGUCCAAGAGCACCACCACCACCGUACCCUUGCUUACCUGUGUGCCGAAGCUGCUGCCCAGAUUGUGAACUAGACCCAGUUACACGACGCAGACCAUUGAUUGUUCACGACAGUGUUUUCGCCACUAGACCCUCAGCUUUUCCCAAGGAUUGCUUCAAUAGGCGCAAUCAAAAUGUCCGCUAUACAGUUUGCAAUUAUUUUAAACAGGUACGUUGCAUUAAAAAUAUUCGUUGUUUUAUACAAUAAUGUUUUGUUAAUAAUAAUUUACUUUCAGAGUCCUACACCCAAUCCAUGUUACCAUGUUCCUGUUCCAUUGAGGUAGCACAAUGUCAGUGCAAGGAGUAAUUCUUAGUGGAUAUUACGUUUAUAUGAAGAUGAUACAUGUAUUUUUUAUUCAAUUUAAUGUGUUUGUAAACAAUCUAAUAUUUCGUAUUAAAUCAUUUGUUCUUAUGAC
Zerene cesonia (dogface butterfly) is the source of this 895-nucleotide messenger RNA. RefSeq names its product sperm mitochondrial-associated cysteine-rich protein-like. The coding region runs from base 1 to 687 and encodes 228 amino acids. The transcript has 2 exons. The record is from RefSeq and is a predicted model, not a curated record. NCBI's taxonomy places the organism in Eukaryota, Metazoa, Arthropoda, Insecta, Lepidoptera, Pieridae.